Desarmillaria tabescens is the source of this 976-nucleotide messenger RNA. RefSeq lists its product as uncharacterized. Bases 326 to 931 code for a protein of 201 amino acids. Lineage: Eukaryota; Fungi; Basidiomycota; Agaricomycetes; Agaricales; Physalacriaceae. The transcript has 5 exons. The record is from RefSeq and is a predicted model, not a curated record.
CUUCCUUUGUCAGCAUGCCAUCGUCGAACGGUCAAAGGCAACCUCUGUCAUAGAUCGGAAGGCUUAUACUCAACGGAGGUCGUGCAUCGAAGGAUGUCGGUCCAAGUCCUCUCACUAUUAUCUUUCUGCGGCAAAGACCUCUCCCAAGAGGGCCAAUACGUCGCUUGCGCGUGUUGACUUAACCCUCAGCUAUUCACAAUAAACACGCUUUCGGACCGACUUUGUGCCCUAUCUGUCCAUUUCCGACCUCGGUUCCUGACAAAAGGCGCCCACCGCAGUCCCUUUCUCUUUUCAUUACCACCACCAUCACCACCCCCACCACGUUAUGCCAUUUUACGCGCAAACAGACCUUGACCUGGAACUCUUCGGUCUCGAAGUGUUUGCCGCCACUCAAUCCUGGGCCCUGGAUAAAUCACAGUCCGCUUUGUGGCGCACACGAUCGUCAGAGAACCAGACACUUACGAGCCUCGAGAUUUGUGAUUCCAUGCCCCUUGAAAUCAUCACCCUCGGACAAACACGCCGUUGCGUCGACAACCAGAUGGAAAUAUUCAACGAAGAAGAAGCAAGAGUUACCACUUCUUAUGGAUGGAGAGUACCAUCCAACUACUCCCUGUAUAGCGGUGGAAGUUCCAGCUCACCGGUAACUGAACCUCGUGCACUGGCGCCCCGCGCUCGACUGUCGCCCAAACAAGCUAGCUUCGUGCUCGGUAGCAGGUCCACCUACCUCACCCAAGAGUACAAGGUUCAGACUUGGCACUGCUGGAUACUAGAGACUAUGUUCAUUCAACGGCAUCGCUACCCUCCUCAUCUCACAUUCGGGAACGUAUCUAUACACCGAAACAUGUUACUUCACGCAUCCAUUUGUACCAGUCAUGAACGUUGGACAAUGCAUACAUCUUGUUCAUUCAAUAACACCCCGGGGUUCAUAUGACCAUCUGACUGAGUCUAUCCUUCUCACCCAUCUGUCUUCGAGAAC